Molecule: messenger RNA, 1702 nt
Organism: Octodon degus (degu)
Lineage: Eukaryota; Metazoa; Chordata; Mammalia; Rodentia; Octodontidae
Gene: Glo1
Product: glyoxalase I
Exons: 6
Coding region: 82-630 (182 amino acids)
Molecular function (GO): metal ion binding; lactoylglutathione lyase activity
Source: RefSeq, a predicted model, not a curated record
UCCUCCGGUGGAAGCAGAGAAGGGGAGCGUGCAGUGAGCGAGCGGAGUUCUGUGCUCUGUCCCUGAUCCUUCGCUGUGGCCAUGGCCGAAACUCAGCCCGCGAGCGGCGGCCUUACUGACGAAGCCGCAUACGGUUGUUGCUCCGACGCAGACCCCAGCACCAAGGAUUUUUUGUUGCAGCAGACUAUGCUACGAAUUAAGGAUCCUAAGAAAUCACUGGAUUUUUAUACUAGAGUUCUUGGAAUGACGCUGCUCCAAAAAUUCGAUUUUCCAAGUGCGAAAUUUUCACUCUAUUUCUUGGCUUAUGAGGAUAAAAAUGAUAUCCCCAAAGACAAAAAUGAAAACAUAGCAUGGGUAUUCUCCAGGAAAGCUACACUUGAGUUGACACACAACUGGGGCACUGAGGACGACGACGGCCAGAGUUACCACAACGGUAAUUCGGACCCUCGGGGAUUCGGUCAUAUUGGAAUUGCUGUUCCUGAUGUAUAUGAUGCUUGUAAAAGAUUUGAAGAACUGGGAGUCAAAUUCGUGAAGAAACCCGAUGAUGGUAAAAUGAAAGGCCUGGCAUUUAUUCAAGAUCCUGAUGGCUACUGGAUUGAAAUUUUGAGUCCUAACAACAUGAGCCUUUGAGAUGUCAGUGAGGAUGAAGAGAAUGGAGUAAUGUGACUCGAAGUACUCAACGGAAACACCAAGGACUGCUGGAUCUGUGUCCUGAUUCAAAUCAUUUUUACCUUUCUGCUGGCUUUUUGUUGUUUUGAUUUUUUGCCUGUUUUUUCAUUCUAGUUUCAAAGUAGUGCUUUACUUUAUGACCUUGAAUAUAGUUGUGUAACUUUACUUUUUAGGUAAUAACUAGAGCAGUUCCCUUCAGGGGCUGCUCUGGCUGCCUUUUAGCUCCUAAAUAUUCCCUCUCUUCAAGUCUUCCUUUGAAUCAUCAUUUCUUUAAAAAAUUAACAUUUUUGUGGUGGCUAUCUUCUGGGGUUUCAGUUCCUCAGAAAUAGCUUUUCAGGACGGAAAGUAAGGAAUAUGGAACAAAAAUGAAACUUUACAUGUACUUCAAACAGUAGAAAGUGUUUAUUUUAUAAAAGAGAAGGCACUCUUGAGAACCGUUCAGAAUAUGCUGACAAGGAUACUGGUAGAAAACUAAUUUCUAUUUAUAAAAUACUUUUAAUGUUCAAGGUGUAAUUUGAUUUAUUUGGGAAUGAGGAGGAGGAAGAGUGGUAGAAUAUCUGCUGGACACUGGGACACCAGACAAGGCUGCAGUAUACUGUUUCUCAUUUAGCUCUUCCACUGUCCCAUGGAAAAGAAAGCAGGCUAGACAUGUAACUGUAGUGAACGGAAGGCAGUACAGAUACUCAGGAUAUCAUCACGGUUGUAGUAUUUAGAUUAGACCUCAAAACUAAGCCUUACUGCACCUCCUGCUCUAGUUUCCUGUUGGAAAACCCUGCAGCGAGUUUGUACCUGGUGCUCUUGGACCUGGCUACCAUGUGAGGGAAGAAAUGUAGACGUCUUAACACAAGACUGCUCGAGGGACACCCACCUGUUCCAAGUGAUGCUUACAUUACUUAGAGGAAUCUUCUUUACUCCAGGUCUCCAUGAUGCCGGGAGUCCUAGUCACUGAUAUCAUCAUGUAGUUACUAUAAAUUAGCCCAGUCCACUUGCCUGUUAGAAGUGACAUUCAGUGGGUUUCAAAAAAGCAAAGCGA